This is a messenger RNA of Thlaspi arvense, 1410 nucleotides long. The record is from the annotation of a GenBank genome assembly. Lineage: Eukaryota; Viridiplantae; Streptophyta; Magnoliopsida; Brassicales; Brassicaceae.
AUGAAAGCUCUUCGACGGAUUCAAACGAGGUCUUCGUUUACAAAUCCGUCUUCGCCAUUGUUCUCUUCUCCGUCGUCCUCUCCUUGGACUCACUUGCGCUCUGCUCUCGUCCUUGUCACUUCUUCAUCUCCAGCUUCUUGUUCUUCUUCCGAUCCGUACGAUUUCAAUAGUUCCAAAGAGGAGAGAGGUGCUACAAGAAGUCGGAGAAGAAAAGCGUACGAGAGACUGCGCAGGCAAUGCAAAAGGCUUCAGAGACGAAACAGUGGGGAUUUUAAGUUAAACAAGAUCAAUAAAGCUACACGAGAUGCGCAUAAUAGUUGGUCUCUUGCGCAAGACACUGACAGUUCGUGUUCUGAUGAUGCUAUCAGCACUCACGAGUCUCUCUCCAGCGACAGAGAAAACACAGAAGGUAUUGAGCAAAUGAGUGCCGUAUCGUGUACGCUUGACAGAGACUACACUGGUUCAAGACGCCUGAACUCUGAUUCCUCAGACUCAGAUUCUUCAGAUGAGAAUGAGUCUGUUCAGCUCUUUCCUUCUUCUCAAGGGAGGGAUGAAAACAGUACCUCUCCAUCGACCUUGUAUAUCUCCCGUACCAAAGAGGAUUUCGUGACAUGGCAACGUAUCAUCCGUCUAGACGCUGUCCGUGCAGAUACAGAGUGGACCCCAUAUUCCCCAUCCCAAGCUAUGGUAUCAGAGGACAGGGCACGUCGUGCCGCUGAAGCAGUUCUUCUAAAGGAUUACGGUCAUUUGGAGCCUCCGAAGAUCUUUCACGCUGCACGGCUUGUCGCUGUUCUUGAAGCCUAUGCCUUACACGACCCUGAGAUUGGUUAUUGCCAAGGGAUGAGCGAUCUUCUCUCCCCUAUACUCUCAGUCAUACGCGAUGACUACGUGGCCUUCUGGUGUUUCGUUGGGUUCAUGAAGAAGGCUCGUCAGAAUUUCAGGCUCGAUGAGGUUGGGAUCACGAGGCAGCUGAACGUGGUCUCGAAGAUUAUCAAAGCCAAAGACUCGCAGCUCUACAAGCAUCUUGAGAAAGUCAAGGCUGAAGACUGUUUCUUUGUUUACAGAAUGGUUCUUGUGAUGUUUAGAAGGGAGCUGACGCUGGAGCAGACGCUGUAUCUCUGGGAAGUGAUUUGGGCAGACCAAGCUGCGAUAAGAGCUGGUGUUGGGGUAUCUUCUUGGAGCCGCCGGAUAAAGCAGCGAGCACCUCCCACAGACGAUUUGUUGCUGUAUGCCAUUGCGGCUUCAGUGUUGCAGAGGAGGAAACUCAUAAUAGCGAAGUAUAAUAGCAUGGAGGAGAUCUUGGGGGAAUGUCACAGCAUGGUAGGGAAACUAGACGUGUGGAAGCUCUUAGACGAUGCACACGACCUUAUUGUUACCCUCCACAACAAGGUUGAACAUAUGAUCCCAUAA